CCGUCGUCGUUUUGGGUUUUCCACGUGCACGCCCGCUGAUGAUGGGAUGGACGAAAAGUAAAGAGGAAAAUUUUCCUCGUUUUCGUUUUUUAUUUUAUUUUUUUGUUUUCUGUUUCACUUUGUUUUUUGAGUUGUGCGUAACUUGAUCUGCAGCCCAUUAUUGGCAACCGGAUUUACAAACGCGCGCGAUUUUUUUUUUCGUUUUGUGCUGGUGCGGCGCUCGUGCGCUGAUAAGUCCGAGUAGUCGGGCGAGGCGAGAGGUGAGUCAAAGAGUUCUAUUUGUGUCACGCGCCGGGCAUUGACACGAGGCGGUGAGCCACUCCUUGCAAAACGCUCGAAAACUAUCAUAAAAAUUGGCCUGGUAUUUUGUUUUCAACUGGUGGGAAAAUUUCAAUUUAUUUUUCAGUGGAGGCCAGGCUUCGGUGCACUCACUCGCGAGGCGCCCGUUGGUUGUUGCCAAACUGAAAGUCAAAUCAUAGGAAGGUCAAACAUGAUGACGUUUCCAAUUGUUUCAUAUUUUUCCUUUUGAGAAAUCUUUUCUUAUUUCGAUGAGGGCCUCUGGUCGUGUUGGCUGUUAGUGUCGUCGGGUGUACUAUGAGUGUGCUUUGCGUAAUGCGCCGAUCUGCCGGGCUGCCUCCGCGUUCGCUUGCUCGCCGCGACUCGUAGUAUAUAGUACUCGACCCGGGCCCGCCCGGACUCGGACGCGGCCGCCGGCCUCCUGUGUGUGUGUACCGCGCCCACGUGGAUCCCGGUCGCCGCCGCCCACGGCCGCCGUGCGGAGCCAACAACCUCGGCCCGCUCACUAACCCACAUCGCAGUGAUACCGGCCGGGAGCGUGGAAGACGAGAGCAGCGUCUCGCGCCGGCCGGUCCGGGACACGGGGUUAUGCAUUGUUCGGCGCGCCUCUGUCGAUUCUUAUUUAAUCCAUACUUUUCCCAAGCCCCCUCUCUUCUUUCCCUCGCUGUCCUCCCUCUCUCUCUUUCUCUCGUUCUCCCCUUCCCUCUUCCUCGCCCCGGCUGACGCCCCCGCUGUCCCGUCGCCGGAUCCCUGUUUUCGCGCGGAGAAACUGCGAGACCCCUCUCAGUCGGCGGCGACUUCGCACGCGCCCAGGACCUGUCCAGGACCCACAGGUGGCCAGGACCCGCAGAGUUCCCUCGGCUGUAUCCCGGCCCCUCCCGCCCGCACCAUGAUGGCCGCAGGGCGCCGCUGUGUUCUGCCGCUGCUGCUGCUCGUGCUCGUGCUCACGCUCGUCGCCUCCGGGAGAGUCAAGAGGCAGAACAACCUGUACUCGGUCGCAGACUUCAUCGGUCAGCUCGGACAGUUGGCGGCUCAAUCUCAGGGCCAGGGCGGCGGCGGGGCGCCCUCCAACUACCUCACGGGGCUGCUGCAGGGCUUCCAACAGUCGACCCAGUCCGGCGCCGGCUACCCGCAGGGCUUUCCCCAGCGGCCCGUCCGACCCGUCCCUCCCGAGUACCUCCAGGACCUACAGUACCAGGGACAGUACCCUGGGCAAUACCUGGGGCAGUACCCGGGUCAGUACCCGGGUCAGUACCCGGGGCAGUACCCGGGGCAGUACGCCGGGCAGAACCAAGGGCAAGGUACCCUUGGCUUCGAUCCUGCUAACGGAGGGUACGGGUACCGGCCGGGCUUUGGCGGCGGUGGCGCCGGGGGCGGCGUGCUCGGCGGCGCUGGCGGCGUGCUCGGCGGUGCUGGCGGCGCCGGCGGCCUGCUCGGCGGCGUGCUCAGCAGCCUGACCGGCCUCGGCACGCGGCCCCCACCUGGCCCCGGGGGCGGCGUGCCCCUGGCCGCGGCCCUGCAGUCCGUGGCCCAGUACGACGAUGCGCAGUGCGUGCCGCGGCUGCUGUGCGAGCUGACGGCGGGCGGGCGGCCCGGCGGCCGGCAGGGCGAGCAGGCGCUGCCCUUCGUCAACCGGGACACGCUCGUGUCGCUGCUCACGGUGCUCAACUUCGGCUCCAGCUCGCCGCUGCUCGUGUUCGGCCGCGCCGCGCUCCUCGGCUACACCGCGCAGGGCGACCCCGCGUCGUGCUUCAGCGCGUACCCGGCCUGCCCCCGCGACCCCGACCGCCUUGUCGACUACCUCAACAACUACAACGGCGGCUUUUUCCGGUUCUUCACCGGCGUGGGCAGCGCGCAGUACCAGCAGCAGCAGCAGCAGCAGUACUACAGGCCGGGGUACCGCCCGGGCGCGGGCGGGUACGCGCCCCAGUACCGCGACUACGCCCCCUCCUCCAACAAGCCCGUCGUGUUCCCGCGCGCCGAGAGCCGCAUCCUCACGAAGCUGCACCCCGCCGAGGCCGCGGAGCAGCCCCAGCACUUCCUCCCCACGCCCCGCCCCGCCUACCAGCGGGAGCAGAAGUACCACAACUACAACUCUCCCGCGUUCCAGCAAAACAGUUACGCCGCGGCGCCGGCCGGCAUCGGGCCCAACGAGGUGGUGUACGCCAACGGGCGCUUCAUACCCGCGAGCACGUACUUCGGCGGCGUCGGGGCGGUCAACACGGAGCGGCCCUACUACACGCCCUACAUCCCCAGCAUCCCGCUGAGGAAGCCCGUGGCGCCGGUCGACAUCUACCCGACGCGGACCGGCACCGGGGACCUCCGGCUGGACCCGGACGACCACCUCAGGCUGUCCGCGGGCCGGCCGCAGGGGAGGCCCUUCACCUUCCGCGAGGACGCCGACCAGGUCCGCGACCAGCCCGAGCUGCACGGUGGCGGCGGCGGGGUGCGGGGCGGGCAGCGCCAGGGCCACGGGCUGCGCUUCCCCAACCAAGACCAGUUCUGAGGGACCGACUGUGUGUGUAUUUAUUUGUUGUUAUGUAUCGGUGGAGUUAGUCAUCCAGCAGGUGAGUCAUGUCGCGUCAUGACUCAUGCAGUCAUUGUACCUCCUUAUGAUAAUUACCGCUAGACGGCCAUAGUCAGAAUGAUAAUACGAAUAAUUAAUCGUAAGAGUCUCUGUAAAACAAACACUCUUCUGGACGGAGCCCGUCUUUCGCCGGUCUUCCGGUCGUAGCUUCUGUGAAGCAACCAUAUAAUGUAAUGAACUCUUGUUUGCUCUUUUUUUUUAUUAUUCUUUCUGUUAAGUUUGGGAAAUAAACCCGGUGUUUAUA
Molecule: messenger RNA, 3128 nt
Organism: Frankliniella occidentalis (western flower thrips)
Lineage: Eukaryota; Metazoa; Arthropoda; Insecta; Thysanoptera; Thripidae
Product: calcium-binding protein P
Exons: 4
Coding region: 1187-2803 (538 amino acids)
Source: RefSeq, a predicted model, not a curated record